CCCAGCUGUCGGCUGAAUAGCAUUCACUGAACGUAUACGUUGUCACCUCAGAAAUCCAAUUUUCUCCAUGCUGGCAGUGGCUCAUAAGAUAGAAAUGGCGUUAAUUCUUGGUCUUUUAGCUAUUUUAUCUUUAAGCUCAUACGUGGAUGCAAACCAGAAACGCGCAAGUGAUUAUUUGAAAAAAGAGCACAGCCUGAUGCGCCCAUAUACAGUUGCAAAUAAACAUCCACAUCCUUACAUCUCUGCUCAGGUGAAUAAUGGUUCGGUACAUUAUGAUCAUGAUACCGAUGGUACUCAUACUGAGGUGGCGGGCUGUUCUUGUUCAAUUCGUAAUAAAAACCAUAUUACACAGGUUGCCAUCAGGUACUCAAGGCAAAGGCUGACCAUUAUGACAGAUAUUGAUGGAAAAAGUGAAUGGAAACCUUGUGUCGACGUGCCAGGAAUACAUCUUCCUACGGGCUACUAUUUCGGAGCCUCUGCUGCCACUGGAGAACUUGCAGAUAACCAUGACAUCAUAUCAUACAAAGUGUUUGAACUUGAGGUAGAGGGCGCUAAUGAAGAUUAUGAUUAUGCAAAUGUGAAUCCAAGUGCUGAUUUCUUUGCUCCACCAAGAGAUCAUGUCGAUGACCCUAAAGGCGCCUUCAAGAAUGUUACUUUAACCUGGAAGAAAAUGUUCCUUCUUGUUUUCUGUAUACUACUAGGUGUAUCAGUGUGCAUUAUCGUUGGGGUAUUAGUAUUUAUGAAAAGACAAGAACACAACAGAAAACGAUUCUACUGAGCAGCUUUUAUCAAUUUUAUAUGGUUUUCUUAUUUUUUUAAUCAUUAAAAAUGGUGGAAUUAAACAUCAUGAAGAGGGUUUUUUUUAAUAAGUUGCAGAAAGGGGAAAACUUUUUUUUUUCAUGAGUAUGGAUGCUGGUAUUAUGCAAUCUUUGCCAGUGUAAAGUGGAACAAGAUCUCUUUCAAUUAUAUAAGUUUACAGAAUAUAUUUUAACAUUACUAUUUGUUUUAUUUACCAAUUAUUAAUAUUUUAGUAUUAACAUUUUAUUUAAUAUUUUAUGAUCCUUUUUAAUAUAAGCAACUCAAAGAAAAAAUUUUUUUUUUCUUUUUUGUUAAAUUUAUUAUUUAUGGGAGUUCCAAAUUAUUUUUAUCAAAAUAUAUGAACUUUUGAUCAACAAAUUUGACAAACCACAAAAAAAAAACAUUACAACUACUGUAUGUCCAAAUAUAUAUACUGUAUAUAUAUAUUGAAAACAUACUCAUUCAUACAUCUCAACAGAAAGUAAACUACAGUAUUAACAAUGGAAUGUUAAGCAAAAUUAUAGAUUCAUUUAGUUAAGCAUUUUAUAAUGGUUCACCUGUAUUAUGAGAUGACAUCUCAACAGACAAACAGAAAAUAAACUACAUUUUAAUAACAAUGGAAUGUUAAACACACUUAAAGCAAGAUUGAUUUAGUUGAUAAGCAUUUUUAUAGUAACAUGCAACCUAUUCAAAUUUACUAAAUAGCCAUUACAAUUCACCCUCCAAUUCAAGACCACACCUUGAAACCUGAAAAUUUGGGGUGGUCUCAAGGUUCGGUCGCUGCAUAAAUUGUUAGCUUAGUGUUGAAAAAUUGAAGAUUGUUAUUUGGUUUUUUGAUACAGUGGUCUCGAAUUGGAGGGUGCAUUGUAUUUCAAAAUCUAAAAUUUAUAUCAAUGAAUUUCGUAGUUUAUAACAGGGAAUUGUUUUUAAGCAUGCGAGGUCUCACUACAAAAUAAGUCUCAUCGUUAGAAAAUCAAAAAAGGAGUUUAUAUUACAUUUUGGUAGAUCACAUUAUAAGCUUUAAUUUGGUCUUUCAAUGGCUUCCCUAGGAUAAAUA
Molecule: messenger RNA, 1855 nt
Organism: Anneissia japonica
Lineage: Eukaryota; Metazoa; Echinodermata; Crinoidea; Comatulida; Comatulidae
Product: vesicular integral-membrane protein VIP36-like
Exons: 6
Coding region: 68-778 (236 amino acids)
Biological process (GO): endoplasmic reticulum to Golgi vesicle-mediated transport; endoplasmic reticulum organization; Golgi organization
Cellular component (GO): endoplasmic reticulum membrane; endoplasmic reticulum-Golgi intermediate compartment; Golgi membrane
Molecular function (GO): D-mannose binding
Source: RefSeq, a predicted model, not a curated record